Molecule: messenger RNA, 933 nt
Organism: Grosmannia clavigera kw1407
Lineage: Eukaryota; Fungi; Ascomycota; Sordariomycetes; Ophiostomatales; Ophiostomataceae
Exons: 3
Coding region: 1-933 (310 amino acids)
Source: RefSeq, a predicted model, not a curated record
AUGUCUGGCCGUCCCAUCUUCGUGGCCACCCAUCCGCGGUCCUGUUCCACGGCCUUUGAGCGGGUAUUUCUGACCCGUUCCGACGACAUCGCCUGUGCCCAUGAGCCCUUUGGCGAUGCCUUCUACUACGGGCCCGAGCGCCUGGGCCAUCGCUUCGCCGAGGAUGAUGAGUCGCGCCUCCGCAGCGGCUUUGCCGACGUCACCUACAAGGACGUCCUCGACCGGUUUGCCGACAGCAACAAUGCCCACAAGCGCGUCUUCAUCAAGGACAUGGCCUACUACCUGAUGCCUCCUCACAGCCAGUCAGCCUCGGUGGUGCCGUCACUGGCUGCCAGUUCUGUUGGCUCCCACGACCAGAAUCCGUCCGUCAUCCCGCUGGCCAUCCUUCGCCGCUUCCACUUUGCCUUUCUCAUCCGCCAUCCCCGUCACUCCAUCCCGUCCUACUACCGCUGCACCGUCCCGCCGCUGGUCCAGACGACCGAGUUCCACGACUUUCUCACCUGCGAGGCUGGCUACGCCGAGCUGCGCCGUCUGUUCGAUUACCUGCGCGCCCAGCGCGUCGUCGGCGGCCCUGACGUCCCCAUCGUCGUCAUUGACGCCGACGACCUGCUCGACCGGCCUACCGAGGCCAUUGACGCCUUCUGUCGCCACGUCGGCCUCGACUUCACCCCCGACAUGAUGCGCUGGGAGGACGACAAGAACCAGCAGAUCGCUGCGACCGCGUUCGAAAAGUGGGCUGGCUUCCACGACGACGCGCUCGCUAGCACUGGGCUCAAGGCUCGGAUCAGCCAUCGGAAACAGCUUACGGAGGAGGAGGAGGACGAGCAGUGGAAGCAAAAGUACGGCGACAAGGGCCAGAAACUCAUCCGCAAGUGCGUCACGGCCAAUACGGAAGACUAUGAGUACCUCAAGUCCUUUUCACUCAAGUUUUAG